Stylonychia lemnae is the source of this 2238-nucleotide messenger RNA. Lineage: Eukaryota; Ciliophora; Spirotrichea; Sporadotrichida; Oxytrichidae. The record is from the annotation of a GenBank genome assembly.
AUGUUAGAUUAUAAACUUGAUUCCAGCAGUUCAAGUAGUAACUCAGCAUUCCAAUCAAAGCAAAAAAUAAUGAAGCAAAAUAUUCUUUUAGAUAAUAUAUCAGAUGACUCUUCUAUGGACUUAAAAUUAAAUGAUGAGGAAGAUUAAGAAGACAAUGAAUAAUGGAAUAAUGAAGAUAAUUCCUAUAUAGAUCACUAAAAAUAACCUCAAAACGAGAGAAACAAUAGCAGUUCAAUAUCAAAUGACAGGAAAUAGCCUUAAUAUAACCAGGGACAAUAACCUCACCAAAGAGAUCAAGGCCAACCGAAGAAAAAUCUUAUUGAGCCUAGAAGCAAAAGAGGCGUCAAUAUCUUUUAGAGGAAACGUAAGGACAUCAUUAGUGAAGUUGUUAAAAACAAAAAAAUCGACUUUGGGGAAUCAGGAGAAGAAGUUAAAAUCAUUAUUUAGGAACGUUAAUCCAUAAUGCGUUCACUAAACAGCUCAAGGAUGGAAUCUUCUCCUAAAUCAUCAAAAUAUAGCAAGGCUUAACCUUCUAAAGCAAAUCUUUUUGAUAUAAUUGGAAAGUAAGGUAAAGUAGAUGAGGCAUCAUCUGAAUAAGAAAAUAAUGAAAACUCUCCAUCUUAAUAAAUAGAAGGAUCCCUUGAAGGAAGCCAUAAAAGAAUUGAUCAAGUAGUUGAGCUCAAGGGAAUCCUAAAGAAUGCUUAGUCUUAAAGCAGUAAAGCAAGUUAAAGUUUAAGACAUUUUGGAAUUGGUGGUCUUAACAUCGAAUUACACUCUAAAAAGAUUGAUCCUAGAGGCAGUGAAGUUAGGUUUGCUUUGGACUAGAAUUAUAUAAAUAGUCAAAGUUCAUGUUCUAAACGUUCUUCGUUCAAUUUUGAGUUCAAGGGACAGCACUACAGAUCAUAAGAUAACAAAUCAACUGACAAUAAGAAAAAUGUUUAAAUAUUGGAUAAGAAACCACCUAUUCAAUCUUAUUACAUGAACGUAUUGAAUAAUGAUGAGGGUUUUAAGAAUCUUAAAAAAGACUAUCCAAAUACAGAAACAGAAGUAUUGGCGGACUAUUAUAUGAAGAACGAACUAGAUGUAAAGAAAACUAUUAAAGAUCUCUACCAAAAGCUAAAAUUAAUCCCAUAUGAUCCUAGUUUUAAAUCAGAAGAAAGUAAAAGUGAAUAAUCAAAGUAGAGCAGUAAUAAAAAUGAAGAUAUAAAGUCAAGUGAUAGCAAUAAUAAAAGCAAUUAACUUGAUAAAUCCAAUAUAAAAAAGAAGAAUCACAUUGUAGGCAAAAACAUAAUAUAAGAUAGUCUUAAGAACACUAUUGUCUCAUCCUCGAAUCACUCCGAUAAUUAGCAGAAAGACGUUGAAAACUUAAGGUUUUAAAAUAUUGGUGGUCUUAAGAGAAGUCUUUCCAAAAAUAUGGAGGGACCAAAUAAUAAAUAGAGGGAGAGCUUCCUAGAUUACGAUAUAAAACAUAAUAAAAUUAAGAACAAUUAAGGUACACCCACUAAUAAAAAUGAAAAUUCUCAAGAUUCUUCAUUUGAGAGAAGUGGAAGCAAUAGCAGUAAAUAACUUUAACAAAGAAAUCUAAGUUCCCUUGAUCAAAGCUACUCAUUUAAGGACAGAGCAUCAAGACCUUCAUCAAAUGGACACUUUACAAUUGGAAGUGCUUAAACUUUCAAUAUCUAGAAAAGCCAAAAGAAAUAAGAAGAAAACAAGCAUGUCGUUAAGUAGAAUUCUAUUUUUGAGAAAAUAAAUCACUUAAAGAAAACGCCUGUACAAUAAUAAGACAGUCCGUAAGGAGAAAAACAAAGAUAGCAAGAUUUUAAUAAUGAUGUAAGUAACACAUUGAGUUAAAUUCUAAACAAAGAAAAAAAUCCCUAAGUUAUAAUAGAUGACUUCUCUUAGUCUUUUGACAACGAUUUUGACUCUGAAAAAUUAAAGAAAACAUCUAUGGACAUAGAGUAGCAAACUAAAUCAACACAACCAAAGCAAAUGAAAUCAAUACUUAAAAACCAAAAUCAAGAUGUUUACAGAACUGGCACAUUUGGAAUGAAUAAUUAAGCAAUGUAAAAUAAAGAUUCACCCCCAAAGCAGUCAACUAAUGCUGCCUGCUGUAUGGGAUUUUUCAAUAAACCAAAAGAUUUAAACAAAGGAAAAAAUACAGAUAUAAGCGGCUAAAAUACAACAUAACAGCCAGUGUUGAUCCAUGAAAAAAUGAGCUUUUUUAAAAGGUUUUUAUGA